UAUCCUAGUUUUGACUUUUCUUAUGGAAAUUUUAGCAUAUUUUGCUUGCAUGGGCAUGUAAGAAGUUUCAAGACAAACCACUAUAUAUAUGUAAGUGUAUAUUAUAAUAUUCUUUACUCAGAAAGCGUAUGUUUAUGUUUGUUUUAGCUUCGCAUAGCAUAUUACAAAGGGUUUUGCUUAGUUUUUUUUGGGCCGGGUUGAAGAAAUGGGAAGAGGAAAGAUAGAGCUGAAGAGAAUAGAGAACCCAACAAGUAGACAGGUGACCUUCUCAAAGAGAAGAAAUGGGCUUUUGAAGAAGGCUUUUGAGUUGUCUAUUCUAUGUGAUGCUGAAGUUGCACUAGUCAUCUUCUCUACCUCUGGAAAGGGUUACCAAUUUGCUAGCCAUGACAUGAACAGAACCAUAGCAAGGUAUCGCAGUGAAGUAGGACUGCCUCAAUCAAUCGACCAAUACUCUAGACCAAUGGAGUUUUGGAGGGCUGAAAUUGAAGAGUUAAAGCGAUCAGUGGACAUAUUGGAGGCAAGACUUAGACACUCAGCUGGAGAAGAUCUGUCAUCAUUGGGCAUGAAAGAGUUAAAACAGCUAGAGCGACAGACAAGGACUGCAGUUGAACGUGUUCGCUCUAAAAAGAGGCGCAUUAUUUCGGAGAACAUCAACUUGAUGAAAAGGAAGCAAAGAGCCCUGCAAGAGGAAAACUCUCAUCUACAGAGACAAUUGCACGAGCUGCAUGAUGCUAACGUAAGCUCUAAAAUUUCGGGACAAACUGCGAGCAGUUGCAACAUCUCAAACCUAAGGGUUCUUCAAGAUGGAGUUGUCCGUUAAAGAAGGGUCCAAAUGAGUUCCACCAGUUAAAAAAAUGAUAAUCAAUUAUAUCAAUAAGUGUUGUAAUCAUAUAAUUAAGAGAAGUGCUACUACAUCUACAAUAUUUUCAUAAUAUUUUUAUAACAAAUUUGUAUGUGACAAGUUGUUAUUGGUUUUAAUUUGAAUCCACCACUUAAAUUA
Messenger RNA from Quercus robur (English oak), 1000 nucleotides. Its product is annotated as truncated transcription factor CAULIFLOWER A-like. Gene Ontology annotation, cellular component: nucleus. The record is from RefSeq and is a predicted model, not a curated record. The transcript has 8 exons. Bases 206 to 820 code for a protein of 204 amino acids. Lineage: Eukaryota; Viridiplantae; Streptophyta; Magnoliopsida; Fagales; Fagaceae. Gene Ontology annotation, molecular function: DNA-binding transcription factor activity, RNA polymerase II-specific; RNA polymerase II cis-regulatory region sequence-specific DNA binding; protein dimerization activity. Gene Ontology annotation, biological process: positive regulation of transcription by RNA polymerase II.